AUGUUUGUAUCUAAAUUGAAGAUUGUAUUAGCGGGAAUAUUAUCUGUAUUAUUUAUAGAAACAAUAUACUUGGUUCUGCAAUUCAAUGUAUUUAUGUCACAACAAAAGGAGAGGAAAAAACAAAACGAUAACUUCGGAAAUGGUUUACUUGGACUUCCGCAAAAUAUCGCUCAGGAAGCCGGAGUCCAGGGUAUGAUACCAGAAAUAGGAAAUAUAAUACCGAACAUGAAAAACUUGAUAGGGGACAUGGCGAACCCAUUAGAGGAAUUUGGCGUCAAGGAGAUGCUUAACAAUAAUGCUGAAUCUCAUGGCUUACAAAGACAGGGACCCCGUGUAAGUUUGCCCUUCUCUGUCCACAGACCUGUUCCUGACCCUAGGGACCCCAUUUGUAAAGUGCUCCAGUAUGCUGACGAUUUACCGGAAGCCAGUGUAAUCAUCACAUUUCAUAACGAGGCUUGGAGUGUAUUACUCCGCAGUGUACAUAGCAUCUUGGAUAGAUCGCCAGAACAUCUAAUAAAAGAAAUCAUUCUAGCCGACGAUUUCUCUGACCGAGCUCAUCUUCACGAACCAUUGGAGACAUAUGUGAAGAAAUUAACUAAAGUAAAAAUUGUUCGAAAUAAGAAGCGUGAAGGCCUGAUUCGAACUCGAUUAUUAGGAUACGGUGUUGCAACAGGAAGUGUACUCAUCUUUCUUGACUCACAUAUCGAAUGUGCUCCAGGUUGGCUGGAACCCCUUCUAGACAGAAUUAAAGACAAUCCGACCACCUCUGUAACACCUGUUAUCGAUACAAUUGAUGACGACACUUUUCAGUUCAAAUAUUCUCCAGCUUCCUCUACACAAGUCGGUGGAUUUGAUUGGUCAUUGACGUUUACGUGGCAUUCUAUUCCAGAAAGUGAAAAUGUUAGGAGAAAUCAUAAAGACUAUAUACCUGUCAGGAGCCCGACAAUGGCGGGAGGUCUGUUUGCCAUAAACAGGGAAUUCUUCACGCACAUUGGGACAUACGACUCGGGAAUGGACAUUUGGGGAGGCGAGAAUCUAGAAAUUUCGUUUAGGAUUUGGAUGUGCGGGGGGACUCUGGAGACUGCUCCCUGUUCCCACGUAGGCCAUAUCUUCAGAAAAAAAUCGCCUUACACCUGGCCAUCGAAUACAAACGUGGUUAAGAAGAACAAUGUAAGGAUGGCAGAGGUUUGGCUUGACGACUUUAAAGUAUAUUACUACGAUAGAAUCAACAACGAUUUGGGAAACUAUGGAGAUAUAUCGGAACGGAAAGCGUUACGACAAAGGCUAAAAUGUCAUGAUUUUAAAUGGUUUCUUCAGAAUGUCUAUCCUGAACUUUUUAUUCCCGGGGACGCCCUUGCCUCCGGUCAGAUAAAAAGCAAGAAGAGAAACGUGUGUUUAGAUGGUAAAGCCAAUUAUGGAUUCAAACCGAAUGCCGUAAUUACUUAUCCCUGCCACGGGCAAGGAGGCAACCAGUACUGGAUGCUUACAAAGAACAACGAGAUAUUUCGAGAUUAUGGCUGCUUCGACUUUAAUGAUAAUGGCCUGACAAUUUAUUCCUGUCAUCACCAGGGAGGUCCGCAGUCUUGGUUGUACAGAAAUGAUGAUACUCUCUACAAUCCUGGGAGAGACCGAUGUGUUACGUUGUCAUACGAUAGCGAGCGUGUCUCCAUGGAGAUAUGCACAGGAGGAGAGAAUCAACAAUGGUUAUGGAAUCGACAACCACCUCAAGGACCCAGUCGUGAUUAA
Molecule: messenger RNA, 1746 nt
Organism: Ylistrum balloti
Lineage: Eukaryota; Metazoa; Mollusca; Bivalvia; Pectinida; Pectinidae
Product: putative polypeptide N-acetylgalactosaminyltransferase 9
Exons: 12
Coding region: 1-1746 (581 amino acids)
Cellular component (GO): Golgi apparatus
Source: RefSeq, a predicted model, not a curated record